Mugil cephalus (flathead mullet) is the source of this 6304-nucleotide messenger RNA. It is a transcript of the gene brpf3a, whose product is annotated as bromodomain and PHD finger containing, 3a. NCBI's taxonomy places the organism in Eukaryota, Metazoa, Chordata, Actinopteri, Mugiliformes, Mugilidae. Gene Ontology annotation, molecular function: protein binding. Gene Ontology annotation, biological process: regulation of transcription by RNA polymerase II. The coding region runs from base 571 to 4302 and encodes 1243 amino acids. The record is from RefSeq and is a predicted model, not a curated record. Gene Ontology annotation, cellular component: MOZ/MORF histone acetyltransferase complex. The transcript has 13 exons.
GUGUAAGGCGGUACAAUAUGUGGUCUGAGGGAAAUGGAGCCAGAGCCACAAGGCGCGCAAGAAAUGUCUUGUUGUUUUUCUCAUCGCCUCUGUCUGUGGUGAGCCUCAAAGCGACUCCGGUGCAUUCGGUUUGUCGCGUUUGCCAAUCAGGGCGCGGUGCGCGUUGAGUGCGAGGUGAAGCGGCGACCUACAAUUGGCCGAGGUGGUUUUUUCUAAAGGGGCGUAUUUUUCAAGCCAUCUUGACUGAAUAUUUAGCCUCAUCCUAGGUACAUUAAUUUGAUAUCUUCGGGAUUUUGCCGCCCCCAAGUUGUUUACUAGCACGGUUUGAAAGGUUUAAGCCACACCAAUGAAACCGGGUCGAGUUUGCGUGUUUACACGAAGUGGAGGCGGAGAAGUGAAGUGGUGAAGAUGACGCUGUCGCUCCUGAAAUUACCGGCUAGCUAAGCUAACGGCUAGCAUGUCCGCCUUGGCUGUAGUCUGUCACUAGCUGACAUCUAGCUAGGUGCAGUUAUUCCGUUUGGCAGUCGGACUGGAGAGGACGAGUGCACAAGGACGCCGGUGUAAAGUCCCAUGCGGAAGGUGAGGAGGUGGGAAUGCGAGACAGUUGUUAACGGACUCAACAUGGGUAGGGGUCGAGGCAGAGGGAGAGGAAGGGGCAGGGGGUCGUCUGGGCAGCUGCGACCCCCCUCGCCCUACAGACUGCAGCUCUCUCCGUCCCGGGAGACUUUGACAUAUGCUCAGGCCCAGAAAAUAGUGGAAGUGGACCUGGAAGGAAGGCUCCAUCGGAUUAACAUCACAGAUCCUCUGCCAGUUAUCACAGAGGAUGAGAUGAUGGCCCAGGACAUUGUGGAGUGCAAUAGUAACAAGGAGAAUAGUGAACAAACGCAGAGUAAAACCAGAUCGUGGAGGAAACCGUCAAACAGUAAAAACAGAAGGAGUGGUAAAAAUACAUCUCACCAAAACCAACGGUCUGGCUCCAAGCAGCAAACAGGACCCACUCAUUCCUUCCAACACCCGUCCCACCAAACCCCUCUGCCUGAGCCCACCUUCCGUGUGCUGACUUCAUUUUCCCCUUCAGAGGCGUCCCCUCUCCCGACCGCCUACUACCGUUACAUAGAAAAAUCUGGCGAGGAGCAGGACAGCGUGGCUGAGUACGACAUGGACGAGGAGGACCUGGCCUGGCUGGAGAUGGUGAACCAAAAGAGGGUGUCUGACGGCCACGCCUCCGUAUCAGCGGAUACGUUUGAGCUGCUGAUCGACCGGCUGGAGAGGGAGUCCAUCCUGGAGUCCCGCAGCCAGGCUCUGUCCCAGAGUGCGGUCGAUGAGGACGCCUUCUGCUGUGUCUGCUUGGAUGACGAAUGUCUCAACAGUAACGUCAUCCUGUUCUGUGACAUCUGCAACCUGGCCGUCCACCAGGAGUGCUACGGUGUGCCCUAUGUACCCGAGGGCCAGUGGCUGUGCCGCUGCUGCCUCCAGUCCCCCUCCCGCCCUGUAGACUGUGUGCUCUGUCCCAACCGAGGAGGUGCCUUCAAGCAGACAAGUGAUGGACGUUGGGCUCAUGUUGUCUGUGCCAUAUGGAUCCCGGAGGUGUGCUUUGCCAACACUGUGUUCUUGGAGCCCGUUGAGGGAGUCAAGAACAUCCCUCCUGCUCGAUGGAAGCUCACCUGCUACCUGUGUAAGCAGAAAGGCAGGGGAGCGUCAAUUCAGUGCCACAAAGCCAACUGUUACAGGGCUUUUCAUGUCACCUGCGCCCAGAAGGCUGGCUUGUUCAUGAAGAUCGAUCCAGUGCGGGAGACGGGCGUCAACGGCACCACCUUCUCCGUGAAGAAGACUGCCUUCUGCGAGCAUCACUCGCCUGUCGGGUCUCGUCGGGACGGGUCUGGAGAUGAGUCGGUGGAAGGGAGGCUGGUGGGGGGAAGAGGAAAUCGGGGUCAGAGAUCAUAUACCCAGAGCCCACCGUCACCAUCACACAAGAAGGCUACUAAAGGCCAGAAAAAGAAGAACACAAAAGCACCUGGCGGGUCAACACGUCGCUCCACUGUUCCUCUGCUGCUUGUGCCACAGAUACCCUCUCACAGGCUUAACAAGAUCUGCACAGGAGUUGAAGUUCAGAGAAAGAAUCAGUUCAUGCAGAGGCUUCAUAACUACUGGUUACUGAAACGACAGUCAAGAAACGGGAUGCCUUUAAUACGACGUCUUCAUUCUCAUUUACAAGCCCACAAGGCUGCAGAACAGAGGGAGCCUGAUGAAAAGCUGAGCGCUGCAAGAGAGGAACUGCGUUACUGGCAAAAGUUGAGGCAAGACCUGGAAAGAGCCAGGCUGUUGGUGGAGCUCAUCCGCAAGAGGGAGAGGCUAAAGAGAGAACAGAUGAAAAUUCAGCAGGCUGCUCUGGAGUUGAAGUUGACCCCUGCGUUGGUGCUUCUGCGAACCACCUUGGAUCAACUACAGGAGAAGGACACGGCCAAAAUCUUCUCUGAGCCCGUGAAUCUGUCAGAGGUCCCAGAUUACCUGGAGUUUAUUUCCCAGCCCAUGGACUUCUCCACCAUGCGCACCAAACUGGAGGGCCACGCCUACUGCUCCAUCGCGGACCUGGAAAAGGACUUCAACCUCAUGAUCUCCAACUGCCUCAAGUACAACUCCAAGGACACCAUGUUCCACAGAACAGCCUUGCAACUGCGGGAGGUCGGGGGAGCUGUCCUCCGUCACGCCCAGAGGCAGUCUCAGAGCAUCGGCCUGGACCCCAGCACUGGCAUGCACCUCCCAGAAGCUCCAAACAAGCACGGCUUCUACAACUGCUCAUGGGAUGAUGUUGACUCGCUCCUGGACCCAGAGAACAGGCUACACUUAAACACAGAUGAGCAGCUAAAGGCCUUAUUGGAUAAACUGGACAUGGUCACGUCCAUGCGCACCAGUGGCGGCCGCACAAAGCGCAUCAGGCUGCUGCGUCGAGAGAUCAACGCCCUGAGGCAGAAGAUGAACCAGCAGAAGCAGCAAAGCGCUCAGUCUGUAAACGGUAACAUCAAGGUGGACGAAGGGAAGGAGGAAGAGGAGGAGGAAGAAGAAGAGGACGAAGAGGAGGAGGAAGAAGAGGAGAAGCAAAAGAAAAAGGAGAAAACAAAUGUGGAUAACAGAUCUUUGACAGCGCUGUCAAACUCUGGAGCAGAUGAUUCUCCCCCUGUGCUCGAGCUCACCUGCCCGGUAUCGUCGCCGCUGCCAGGAGAUGCACCUCUGGAGCCUCCUGUCCUGGGAAUAAUAACUGGAGGUCGUAGGUCACCCGGGCGGACCUACAAGCGUCAGAGGUCGUCCCGCAGUGGAAGCAAAAGCCAAGGAGAAGAUGAGGCUGAAGUUGGAGAAACACCAUCUUCGCAGCCGGAGUCCGUUCAUGAAGUCACACCACUGGGAACGCCGCCCGCUUUGCCUUUGGUCGGAGUCGGUCGGCGCACAUCUGUUCUCUUUAAAAAAGCUAAAAAUGGGGCACGGAUGGCAAAAAACAAGUCGUCCCCAGAGCAGAAUGGAAAAACAUCUGAGGGUAAAACCAAUGGGUUGGAUAACACCCCAGACAGCCCGAACUCACCUAGUGUGAACAACGUCACCACCUUACCCCCCACGCCAAACGCCUCCCCUACACCUCCCUCUCCUUCCUCACACCGCCUGAGGUCCAGAGGCCCCAGCUCAGAAAGCGAAGCAGACAAACUCCCUCCUCCACCUAGAGAAGCAGGCCUGACAAAUGGAAAGCACACCUCCACAGACCACGACAAUGAUGACCCCAACCUAAGCUGUAGUGUCUCCCCUCCCAAACGUAGUCGUGGUAAACCUGCUUUGGCUAAAGUUCCUAGCAGUGAGAAUGGAGACGUCACUGGGUCUGGAAAGUCUACGCUUCUGUCUCUAGAUAGUGACACCGAGCUUUCACCACUGGACCUAGUUUGGGCCAAAUGUAGAGGAUAUCCAUCAUACCCAGCAAUGAUUGUUGACCCAGACAUGCCCCAGGAAGGACUUCUCCACAAUGGCAUCCCCAUCCCAGUGCCUCCUGUGGAGGUGCUCAAACUAGGCGAAUGGAGACAGACUGAGGAAGGCGAAAAGCUUUUCUUAGUGCUCUUCUUUGACACCAAAAGAACUUGGCAAUGGCUUCCUCGAAACAAACUACUGCCGCUUGGGAUGGACGACACUGUAGACAAACUGCGCUUAAUGGAAGGAAAGAAACCCAGCGUUCGCAAGUCUGUACACACUGCAUACGACCGCGCCAUGGUGCAUUUAAACCACGUGAGAGGAAACGUUAACUUCACUCCCUCCAAUUUUAUAUAAAUUUUAUUUGAAAGUUUUAUCUUAAACAAGCUGCCUGGUCAUAUGAAUAGAAGCUUCUUCAAUGCUCUUAAAAAUUGUUACAUUUCCAACGGUUGAUGGUAUUUGAAGAUUUUCUGCUUAAAAAAACAAAAUUGCUAUGAUUUUUAAAACUGAGGGGGGGAAAGUGCUUAAAAGACUUUUGUGUAGAUUAAUUUGUUCAUUAAUCUGUGUCUUUUUUAAAAGCUUUUACACAACCACUGUUGCUACGUGUUCAUAUAGAGUUUUUAUUUUAGGCCAGGUUGUAGGUCAAGAUUUGAGAACGGUGUAAUUAUUUAAUUGUCAAAGGGACUGUCUUGAAUCAAAACAUAUUUAGAUUGUAUUUGCCACUGAAAUGUCACUGUAUGUAUAAUGAAGAGUGAAAGUCCCACCUAACACUCACAUCAUAUCUGGACUCUGUGGAAGUUUGGCUUGGACAGCUCUGGGAUGACUUCGCCAUAAUACAUCUCCUGUGCAUCAAGGGAUUAGAAAUAUCUGAGAGCUCUUAUUUAAUUUGCUCCGGCAGAAAAUCCUGUUCAAGCAGAUUUAAACUCAGCCAGUCACAACCACGUCUCUAAUAUGUCUUUUUACUUAUUCACUUUCCAAAAUUCAAGUUUCUUUAUGUUUUCUUUCUUUGCUUACAAAUCUUUUUGUGGUGGAAAGUCGUUGGGAACUGACUACGCCCGAGCUAAGAUCAAGUCAUACAUAAAUGUAGUCAUACAUGUCAUAUUUCCACAAUUGAGCUAAAUUUAUUUACAACUAAAUGGCUCUGAUUGGUUGUGGGACUAUGCAGUUCUGAGUAGAUUUUUUUUUUUACUCUGUAUCGUUUAAAACACGCCUCAUAAUGAAAUCCAAAUGGUGCGUUACAUAAGGCCCCCAAUGUCCCACUCGCCAUUUAAAACUGAGGACGUCACUUUGAUAAAUGGUGAAAACUUUAAACCAAACUAAAAAAAAGUAAACCUUUCCUAGAGGUCCUUUCUUAGUGUGGUUGUAAUUGUAUUGUAUUGCUACUCAGCUCUACUACUUCAGACACGAAAACUUGAAGUGGAGCGCAACUGGUUUUGCAUUUGACUCCAGGAGUGUGUUUAGGAUGUGCUCCCAUUUACUGAACCAUGACGUGCUCUCCAGAUAAAAGUGAUCCGUUUUGAUCAAGCAGCUGCCAGUUUAAACAUUCCUAAGCUGCAGUCCAGGUAUGACGUGCUGUUUGUGAGACUUUAGAGGUUUCUACUUAUUUUUCCAUAUUGUGAAACUGUAUUAUAUUGAUAUUAUGUUGGCGAUACCAGUGCAGCUACCUGGUUGGUAAGAUGUGAAGCCACUACAGAGGUGAUUAUUAUGACAAAGUCUACUGCGGCCUCUCACUGAAGAACCUGCAUUUAUUUGCAAAUCUGGCUGAAAGGACUUGAAAAGCACAAUCGGCCUGUUUAAAAAAAAUAAAAUAUAAUAAUAAUAAAACUAAACAAACUUUAGGAUUGGUGAGUCCUGGAGCUAUGUGGCAAGAACUUUGUGUGUGUGUGUGUAUACAGCUUAUACAUAUAAAUAUAUAUAAAUAUAUAUAUAUACAACCUCAGUGUAGUAAAAGUGCAUGUGUAUAGUUUUGUAUAUAUGUAAAUGUUUGUUUAUAUUGGCUUACAUGAAGUAAUUUAAGGAAUGCAAAAAAAAUUAGAUUUUAAUUUAUAAUUCGUGGCAGUUGAGAGUGUUAUUUAAAAAGAUAUUGAAAAGAUUUAUGUAUGAUGCUACGUAGCUCUUUGUACUAGUGAUGGUAUUCACCAACAUGUCGGAACGCAUUCUCUAGAAGUGAGGCGGCACAAGACCUUAAUUCUGUGGGCGGCACUCGCCUACUCGACCUAUUGAUUUUUUUUUUUGUUUGUUUUGCUUCGUCGCAGUGGCGCAGGAGAUUUUUGAUCUUGUCAUUUCAGUUGUACUACAAGAUCUGUUAUCUGCCUGAGACGAUAUUUUCUCACUCAAGAUUAAAUGCUGUUUGAAACAA